UUGGUGAUAAAUAUAAAUUUGAGGUUAACGUUUUCUUUAUUUAUUAUUAUUUUUUUUAUAAAUAUACAUUUUUUUAAAUAAUGUGGGUAGUCUUUGUGAGGAAUUUCACGUAUCCCUGUGUGUAUACAAUGAAAAAUAUAUAAUUUCUGCCAUAAAGUCUCUUACUGUUUGUGCUAUAGUCUAUAAUAUUUUGAAUUAAUUGAAAUUGUGACUCAAUGAAGUGUUGGUUAAAUUAAUAGCCGCUACCGGGAAUUGUUGUUUAUGAAUGGAAUUAACACAAAUAUGGCGUCCGAACCCUUGAUUGUUCAAGCGAUAUACUCGUUUAAGGGUACAAAUAACGACGAAUUGUGCUUUAAGAAGGGAGACCAAAUUACGAUCACCCAGAAGGAAGAGGGUGGUUGGUGGGAAGGCACAUUGGGCGAUAAAACUGGGUGGUUUCCUAGCAAUUAUGUGAAAGAAUGUAAAGAUUUUCAGACAGCUAAUGCAGCAUCUACUAGUUCGCAACAGAAGCAGUAUAGAGCAGUUGUUUUAAAAGAUUUGAUCGAUUCUGAAAAUGCUCAUAUUUCAGAACAGCAAGGAGUGGUUCAUAAUUUUCUUCAGCCGCUUGAAAAAAGCUCAGUAUUAUCUGCGGAUGAAUACAGACAACUGACCGGCAAUUUUUUAGAAGUAUUAGAAACGCAUCAGCAACUGUUGGCGUUAAUCGAAGAGGAGGCGGCCAAGCCAAGCGAAGAUCAACGAGUAGGUAGACUGUUUCUAAAUUGGGCUCCACGAAUUAAACUAGCGCAUCAAGCUUAUUGCUCGCUACAUCCUAAAGCUGCUUUUAUAUUGGAUAAAUACAGAGAUGAACUUACGACGUACAUGGAGUCGUGCGGUGCGACGACACCUGGCGUUCUUGUGUUAACGAUUGGUCUCAGUAAACCUUUUCGAAGGUUAGAUAAAUACUCGGGCAUGCUGCAGGAGUUGGAGAGGCAUUUGGAGGAGAGCCACGUUGAUCGUGGCGAUACGCAGCGAUCGGUUGCAGUUUACAAGGACAUUGCUGCUACUUGUUUGGCAAUCCGUCGUCAGAAAGAGCUUGAGUUGCAAGUUGUAACGGGUCCUGUGCGCGGUUGGGAAGGUCAAAGUUUGUCUAGUCUCGGCGACAUAGUUUACAUGGGUUCAGUCGCCGUUGGCCCUCAGCAUCACGAUCGCUAUCUUGUGUUGUUUCCCUCAACCCUCUUAAUACUCUCAGUUAGUCCCAGGUUUAGUGCUUUCAUUUACGAGGGAAAGUUACCUUUAACCGGUAUAACAGUUACAAGAUUGGAAGAUAGUGAUCAGUACAAAAACGCGUUCGAGAUAACAGGCCCUCUCAUUGAAAAGCGGACUGCGAUUUGCCAAAGUAAAGACGAAGCUAAUCACUGGGUCGAGCUGUUACGAAAGCACAUGCCUCAUCGAAUAAAUGGUUCCAGUCCAAAGGUUUCUCCUUCCCAAGCAGAACUAGUUCCUCAACCACCACCACAUCUCGACCCGCGAGGAUACUGCAAUCGCACCUCUGUUGUUUUCUUUACCUACAAUCCUUCUGUUCCAUAUAAUCCAACAUUACCUUCAUUGUCGUAUCCAUCCGCAGCACCUUACGCCAAUCUCAGUAAACACUACCGAAAGCUGAUCAAAGAACGAAAAAUUACAAGAAGACUAAUGAAAAAGUUGUUAUACCCAGAAUACCUUAAUAAAAAAUUUGACACUUCGGCAGUAAAGAAACGACGUCAUAAAACAGAGUGCGUUAUAAUACCUAAGGAUUCUUAUCGUAGAAUGAGCGUUAUUAAUUGUGAUAGUGAUUCUUCCUCGUACUCCAUAAGUUCAACUUCAAAUAGUGAUAGUAGUGAUGACGAUAAACCGGACAUAUUUUAUAGAAUAAUUAGUAGUUCUCAUGAUAGGCGAUCGAGUAGUUCAAGUAAUCCUUUUGGGUACAUCCGUUAUUAUAAUCCGCAGACAGGCGAGCAACGGGAGGAAAGCAAAUAUGAAAGCUUCAUCGACUACGGUGAGGUUAAUGCCGAGCAACCACCCUCGAAAGGCAGUGUUUUGUUAACCUCGUCCGUUAACGUUCAACUAAGACAUCAAACGUCAGAAACGUCUGAGGAGAGCUCGAGUUUGGAAGCAAAACCUUAUAUGGCGUGCGAAAAUUUAUUGAACCUCGACAAUGACAUGGCGAUCGAAACGAAUAUCAAGAAAAUGUCAGUGCCUAAAAUACGGCAAACUAUGCCGCCGAAGUUUGUCGCUAAUAAAUUUAGCGAGAACAGUCUCACUUCCAUUUAUAUACCUCCGUGGAAAUCCAAGCAUGACAAGUCCAUAUGUCGUUCGACCGUUUCCGCAGAGCCGACCAAAAGCGAGAGUGCCAGUACAACUACACAUUCGAGCAGUUUAGAUUUAAAUGUGAAUCCUGUUCCGCUUCCCGAUAAAGUUUUGGCUGAGUUAUUGUACAACUUUGAUACCAACAGUGUUGUCUGUUCAGACUCUGUAAUUAAGCCUCCUACCAUGUAUCGUAACACUCAGGGUGAUCAGGAAAUGCAUCAACCAAAGCCCAAACGCCGUUCCAGUAUUCAAUUUAACCCCUCAUCCGAUAAAACGCAAAGUUUUGGUUUGCGACGGUGCGUCAGUUACCAACUGGUAAAACUGGCGGACCCCUCCACAAGCACAUACAUGCCUUGUUGCCGGUGCAUGGAAACUUCACAUGGCAGUUCGCGCUCGUCCGACUCGGGUAUGGCAGGCAGCUGCAAUCUGAAUUCGCCAGAUUUUGCCAUGAACGAUCCUCAGAACGAGAAACGACCUGGCUGUGAUUGUGUAAACAGGUUCGACAUAUGCGACGGCGAUCUCAGUAGUUUAGGCAGCAAUGUAGUGUCUUUUAGUGAAAAUGAAGCUGAAAAAUUUGAGUCACAAUGUCAGUGUACUUCGCCGUUUGGAUCCACACCGCGAACGUCCUGCCAAACGUACAUUUCCGAAAAUAUAGCUACCGGUACGCAAGGUGCCUUGAGGACGUCACUUGUAGACAUUUCUCACGUUCCAACUCCUCAUCCCUGGGAGUCGGUAAACCUAAUCCAUUCCAAAUUGAUGCAAAUUCGUUCCCAAAAUGAAACCUUGAAAAAACAGAGGUGUCCGGCGAGCGUCGACACAGAUAGCAUGUCGAAGUCGAUCGCUUGCAUUUCAGACGAACCGAAGGUGUCGUCUCUAAAGGAAAAGACUACCGUCAAGCCGGAGAUAUAUAAGUCGGGCUUGUACGCUCACUGGUGGUUAAAAGCAAAAAUUCCAAACGAGGUCGUGCGGGGUAUUUACGAAGACGCUCGUUCACCUACCACAGAUGUCUCCUCUAGUGGCAGCACAAGGACUGUCAAGCGGAAACAACCGCCCCGGGACAGGAACUAGCAGUAUUAGCGGAUAUUCAGCUCUCUUCCCCUCUAAUUAUAACGCAGUAGGUAAUCGUGGCUGGUCUGCAA
Molecule: messenger RNA, 3464 nt
Organism: Photinus pyralis (common eastern firefly)
Lineage: Eukaryota; Metazoa; Arthropoda; Insecta; Coleoptera; Lampyridae
Product: rho guanine nucleotide exchange factor 7-like
Exons: 10
Coding region: 262-3393 (1043 amino acids)
Molecular function (GO): guanyl-nucleotide exchange factor activity; protein binding
Source: RefSeq, a predicted model, not a curated record